This is a messenger RNA of Cordyceps militaris CM01, 1419 nucleotides long. RefSeq names its product FAD-binding, type 2. Gene Ontology annotation, molecular function: FAD binding; oxidoreductase activity. Bases 1 to 1419 code for a protein of 472 amino acids. The record is from RefSeq and is a predicted model, not a curated record. Lineage: Eukaryota; Fungi; Ascomycota; Sordariomycetes; Hypocreales; Cordycipitaceae. The transcript has 3 exons.
AUGGGUAACACACCCAGCAAUCCCAUCGCCUCCUGCCUCAACGCCGUCUGCGCUGGCCGUGCCGACUGUGUCGCCUACAGCGGCGCCGUCCUCUACCAGGCCAACUGGGUCAAGCCCUACAACCUCGCCGUCCCCGUCACCCCGGCCGCCGUUAUCCGGCCCACGACGACCGAGGACGUGGCCGCUGCCGUCAAGUGCGCCGUCGCUCACGGCUACCACGUUCAGGCCAAGUCGGGCGGCCACUCCUACGCCAACUUCGGCCUCGGCGGCGGCGAUGGCGGCCUCAUGAUUGACCUCCAGCAUCUCACGCACUUUUCCAUGGAUGAGACCACCUGGCAGGCCACGUUUGGCUCCGGCUUCCUCCUUGGCGAGCUCGACAAACACCUCCACGCCAACGGCAACCGCGCCAUGGCCCACGGCACAUGUCCCGGCGUCGGCAUCGGUGGCCACGCGACCAUUGGUGGCAUCGGCCCCUCCUCCCGCAUCUGGGGCACCGCCCUCGACCACGUCAUCGAGGUCCAGGUCGUCACCGCCGACGGCGCCAUCCAGCGCGCCUCCAAGACAAAGAACCCCGACCUCUUUUGGGGCCUCCAGGGCGCCGGCGCCAGCUUCGGCAUCAUCACCGAGUUCGUCGUGCGCACCGAAGCGGCCCCCGGCAGCGUCGUCGAGUACACGUACAGCGUGAGCUUUGGCAAGCAGGCCGACAUGGCGCCCGUGUACAAAAAGUGGCAGGACCUCGUCGGAAACCCCGAUCUCGACCGCCGCUUCACUUCGCUCUUCAUCGUCCAGCCGCUCGGCGUGCUCAUCACCGGCACCUUUUACGGCACCCUCGACGAGUACAAGGCCAGCGGCAUCCCCGACAAGCUGCCCGCCGGACCCGUCCACGUCACCGUAAUGGACUGGCUCGGCAGCCUCGCCCACAUAGCCGAGAAGACGGGCUUGUUCCUUUCCAACGUCGCCAGCAAGUUUGUCAGCCGUUCGCUCGCGCUGCGCCCACAGGAUCUCCUCAGCGAACAGUCUAUCGACGAACUCUUCCGCUACAUGGGCCAGGCCGACGCCGACACGCCGCUCUGGUUUGUCAUAUUCGACAACGAGGGCGGUGCGAUUUCCGACGUGCCCGACAACGCGACCGCCUACCCCCACCGCGACAAGGUUAUCAUGUACCAGUCCUACUCGGUCGGCCUGCUCGGCGUCUCGGACAAGAUGGUCCAGUUUGUCGACGGCGUGCAGGCACGCGUGCAAAAGGGCGCGCCGAAUGCCCACACCACCUAUGCCGGCUACAUCAACGCCAACCUCGACCGCACCGCCGCCCAGCAGUUUUACUGGGGCGACAAGCUGCCCAAGCUGCGCGAGCUCAAGAAGCGAUUCGAUCCGACGAGCGUGUUUCGCAACCCGCAAAGCAUCGAUCCGGCUGAGUGA